This is a messenger RNA of Alligator sinensis (Chinese alligator), 1236 nucleotides long. It is a transcript of the gene KCNK18, whose product is annotated as potassium two pore domain channel subfamily K member 18. The transcript has 3 exons. Gene Ontology annotation, biological process: stabilization of membrane potential; potassium ion transmembrane transport. The record is from RefSeq and is a predicted model, not a curated record. Gene Ontology annotation, cellular component: membrane. The coding region runs from base 1 to 1236 and encodes 411 amino acids. Gene Ontology annotation, molecular function: potassium ion leak channel activity. NCBI's taxonomy places the organism in Eukaryota, Metazoa, Chordata, Crocodylia, Alligatoridae.
AUGGAACAAACAUCUCCUCCCCGGAAAAAUAAAAGGUCAUGCACAAGAUUAUUUUGGGCAGUGUUUCCUCAUGCCUGCUUCCUCGCUUCUCUAGUGAUCUAUGCUUUGCUGGGGGCUGUCAUGUUCUCUCACAUUGAGGGGAACAGGAAGAUCACUGAGAGCAAAGAAUACGAAGAUUUUAUGCACAGUCUGUGGAACAUCUCGCAAAAUUUAUCAGCGUACGCAGAAAACUGGUCAGAAGUUAAGGAGCUAUUUAAGAACAAAACUGUUCCUCUGCUCAAGGAUGCUAGAUCCGAAUGGUUUGCCAAUCCAAAAGAACAAUGGUCCUUCCUGGGGUCUCUGUUUUUCUGCUGUACUGUAUUCACAACAGUGGGUUAUGGCCAUACCUACCCUAUAACGAAGCUUGGGAAAUACUUGUGUAUGUUAUAUGCUUUUUUUGGUAUCCCUCUGAUGUUCUUGGUUCUGACUGACAUGGGAGACAUCCUGGCAACUAUCUUGUCCAAGUCCUACAAUGAAUUCAGAAAACUUCAGUCAAAAAUUCUAACUUGCAAACUGUGCUGCAAGAAAAACAGGGACACCAAAGAUGGGAUGUCGCUACUUAUGAAACAAAGAAUAGUGAUCCGCGAACCCCUGAGUAUCACAGAAGUGCUGAAAAGUCAAUCCUCUGUUAUAAGGAAAUCACAGCAAAGCCGCAAUGUUGAAAUAUUUGAAAUGCUAAUUGCCAGAGAAAAUCAGUACCUUGCGCCAUCAGUAAAUAAAAAACUUGAAAGAUGGAGUUCAUGUCCUGAACUAGAUAGGAGAAAGAUGAUGAGCCAUGUCAUUGACAACUUUGACAAAAUAGGAAAAGAACUUGAAAAGCUAGAUGUGCCCAUCAUUUUAAUGGCACUGAUUGUCUUUGCAUACAUCUCCUGUGCAGCAGCUAUUCUUCCAAACUGGGAGCAAAUGAAUUUUGAGGAAGCAUUUUAUUUUUGCUUCAUCACCUUGACAACCAUUGGGUUUGGAGACAUUCACCUGCAACAUCCCAACUUUUUCUUGUUUUUUUCCCUCUACAUUGUAAUUGGCAUGGAAGCAGUCAUCAUUGCAUUUAAACUGGGCCAAGAUCGAUUGAUCUCUUUUUACAAAAAUUUGAUUUCAUACUUUGGUCAGAAAAAGGCAACCCAAUAUAAGCAGGCUCCAUUUACAAAACAUGUAUUGCAGCAGCCCCUGACACAUUCACUGGCAAUUGCACUAAAGUGA